This is a messenger RNA of Mycosarcoma maydis (corn smut), 456 nucleotides long. RefSeq lists its product as uncharacterized. The record is from RefSeq and is a predicted model, not a curated record. Gene Ontology annotation, cellular component: cytoplasm. Bases 1 to 456 code for a protein of 151 amino acids. The transcript has 2 exons. Gene Ontology annotation, molecular function: oxidoreductase activity, acting on a sulfur group of donors, disulfide as acceptor. NCBI's taxonomy places the organism in Eukaryota, Fungi, Basidiomycota, Ustilaginomycetes, Ustilaginales.
AUGCUCCUUCAAACACUCCGAACGACCACCAAGGCGGCGCCUCUGUGCGGCUCCCCUAUUGCGGCGUCGGCGGCUGUACGCACAUUCGCUUCGACCAGCCGCGCGUACAAGGUGUACGAGAACGUCUCGGCGGCCGACUUUCAAUCUCGCGUCCUCUCGCCUUCCGGCGCAGACGCUGAAACACCCGUGCUCGUAGACUUCUUCGCAACGUGGUGCCAGCCGUGCAAGCUCCUCUCACCCGCGCUCAAAAAAGUCGCCUCGAAUCCCGACGUGGUCGGAGGCAAACACAUCGACCUCGUAACAAUUGAUGUGGAUCAGCAUCAGGACAUUGCUCAGCAGUUCAAAGUGUCCGCGAUGCCCACCGUGAUCGCUAUGAAGGGCGGAAAGGUCCUCGAUGGUUUCGUAGGCAUGCUUCCCGAGAACAAGGUGAUCGAGUUUGUCCAGAACCUCAAGUAG